Aspergillus nidulans FGSC A4 is the source of this 2180-nucleotide messenger RNA. It is a transcript of the gene mdv1, whose product is annotated as protein mdv1. The record is from RefSeq and is a predicted model, not a curated record. The transcript has 5 exons. The coding region runs from base 44 to 2008 and encodes 654 amino acids. Lineage: Eukaryota; Fungi; Ascomycota; Eurotiomycetes; Eurotiales; Aspergillaceae. Gene Ontology annotation, cellular component: mitochondrial outer membrane.
ACCACAUGAGGUCUUGGUUCUAGACAACUCCUCUGGUAGGGUCAUGGACAAGCACCGCCGCGAUGAUUCUCCUUCGGGUCUAUCAGAUAUUGUCGAGCGUGACGGGCUCUUGGGGACCGGCAUCACUUCUCGACAUAUCGAGGCCUUUGGGAGAAAAGUCACAUCAACUGCUGGGCAUUUGAUGGGCCCUUCUGGCGACCCGAGUACGAGCACUCACUACCAGAACGCUAUGGUAGAUAUCCAUCGCGAGCUCCGACGCCCCAGUACACAGCGCAAAGUGUUCGCCCUCGCACAAACAACGCCGACUGACCUUGUCCGCUCGAAGCUAUCGACUUCCGAGAUCCAGUCCCGCGCCAUCUCAUCCCUCCCCGACGAACUCCUCUUGAACAUCCCUGACGACACCAGCAGCUACUCCCUUUUUGAGGGGUUCCAAGCUACGCAGAAUGACCAUGAAUACAGAAAAGCACAUCGCCGGGGGAGGUCCAAGGGGAAGAAGCUCCUGAAAGAUAAAGAUGGCGAGCAGGCUGACCCUCCGUCCACCUUGACCGAACUGAAGAAAGAGCGAGAUCUGCUCAGCCGGCGAAUGGAGUUGAUGGGCGUUCGGAAAAACAUGUGCAGUUCGGAGAUUGUUGACAUCGAUAAUAAAAUUGCAAACUUUCAUCGCAUGCGUCAGAUAGUUCUGGAUCGGUUGGCUGGCUUGGAGAUGGAGGAGGCGGAGCUAGAGCAUGAAGUCAACGAGAUCGAUAAUAAGCUAGACGACAUGGCGGAAGAAGAAGCUGCGCAGGCCGCACAGGCUGCCGCAGCCGCUGCUGCUGCCACCACAGCGGGCUCUGAAACCCACGAGGAACCUGCUUCGGAAGAUCCGGCAAUGGAUGCGUCGUUCAUGUCGGAAUCAAUAUACCAGAAACUGCCUUCACCACGAAGCUUGAAACACCGAUCAAUACGGAAACGGUCUAUGCCAGUUCUUCACGAGCAUUUCGCCCCUGGCUCAGAAAUCAAGGAGUUCCAGGCGCACACCGACGUCGUUACGGCUCUCGAUCUCGACUAUCCGUUCGGGACCAUGAUCACAGCGGCGUUAGACGACACUGUUCGAGUUUGGGACCUAAAUAUCGGCCGUUGUACCGGAUUCUUGGAAGGGCACAACGCCUCAGUCCGGUGCCUCCAAAUCGAGGACAAUGUUGUUGCGACUGGCUCUAUGGAUGCGACAGUCAAGCUUUGGGAUUUGAGUCGUGCUCGCACUACGCAUAGAGACAACCGCGUUAAUAAGGACGAGGACGACGAUGCCGUGUCGGUUGCUUAUUCAACCAGCUUAGAAGACUGCCAUGUAUACUCUCUUGAUGCACAUGUUGGAGAGGUCACAGCGCUGCACUUUAAAGGAAAUACACUAGUGUCAGGUUCUGCCGACAAGACACUGCGACACUGGGACUUGGUAAAAGGACGCUGCGUACAGACUCUGGAUGUCCUUUGGGCAGCUGCGCAAGCGUCUUCACUUGGAAACGAAUCACAGUGGCGCCCGUCUGGACGUCUACCGGAUGCUUCUGCGGACUUUGUCGGAGCCGUGCAGUGCUUUGAUGCGGCCCUCGCUUGCGGUACAGCAGAUGGCAUGGUCCGAUUGUGGGAUCUGCGUAGCGGGCAAGUCCAUCGAAGCCUCGUGGGACAUACUGGACCUGUGUCAUGUCUUCAGUUUGAUGAUGUGCACUUGGUAACUGGAAGUCUUGACCGCAGUAUCAGGAUAUGGGAUCUUCGAAUGGGCUCGAUCUACGACGCCUAUGGCUAUGAUAAACCAGUCACCAGCAUGAUGUUCGACACGAAGCGGAUUGUUGCUGCAGCUGGAGAGAACGUCGUCAAAGUGUACGACAAAGCAGAUGGCCACCACUGGGACUGUGGUGCUGGGGUCGGAGCCGACGAAACAGGACCUGACCCUGCGAUCGUUGAGCGUGUCCGACUCAAGGACGGAUUCCUUAUUGAAGGCCGCAGGGACGGCAUUGUUGCGGCCUGGACUUGUUAACCGCGCAGGACAAACUCACGUACAGAUACCAUCUCGUACAUGUUACUACUAUACGCACCGGCAUUGUUUACUCGCAUCUGUAUAUUACAUCUAUUCUUGGAGUCGAUAGAGGGAAUGGGAUGGCUGUCCGGUCGGUCAUCUGAGAGCUUGAAACCGACAAAGGUCGCAGUUA